GCAGGCCAAAUCAACAGCAACCCUAAGAACACGCAUUCUUUUCUGUUGUUGUUGCUUUUCUAACAGAACUAGAGCACACACAUUUUUAUUGUCUUUUUUUUCAUCUUUGAAGAAAAAAUUUUACAGUGUAAAUCUCAAGACAUCUAAUGCAGCGAUAGCUUUGGAUGACAGCAAUCAAAUUCAGGGCUCUACACAUCACACAGUUGAGGCUUUGACUCCGAGGCUUGACUGGCCCCGAAGGCUGUGACCGCGACAGAAGCCAAGGCCAUAAGCGCUUGAGGAACCCCAGAUAACUAAGAAACUCAAGCUUUCCUUGUGACAGUUACCAAAGGGACGGUUCUCCGGUGGGGGCAGGGCGAAGCGUCCUGAGUCACCAUGGAAACGGGUCCCAGAAACAGUCCUAGCUCCGGGAAGGAAUCCCAGGAAAUCUGCUCCCCUGGAUUACUGGUGUUCACCGGCUGCUCUGAGCAGGAUGCCAGUUUGGCUAAGCAGUUUUGGCUCGGGGCGUCCAUGUAUCCCCCCACUGAAUCUCAGCUGGUGUUGACCAGGGACAGCAGCCAGCGGCUACCAGUGGCGAAGAAUUUUAAAGUCCAAGUGAGCGAGAAAACUCCAGUCCGACCCUUCCCCUUUGAUCAUAACAAGGAGGCAAAUGUCUUCGCUAAAGCCCAAAAGAUUCAGGAAGCUGAAGAGAAAGCAAAGUAUCUCCAAAAGGCCAAAAAGAGAGAUGAGAUUCUCCAGCUCUUAAGGAAACAAAGAGAAGAGAGAAUUUCAAAAGAACUGAUUUCAUUACCUUAUAAGCCUAAGGCCAAAGUACCUGAAGCAAAGGAAGUCUCAUCAGAAUCAGACAAACAGGACCAAGAAGAAGUCAAAGCCUUGCAAUGAUUUGAUUGAUAUAUUGUAGCAGGUGACUGACAUGUAUUCACCUUUGAAGCAAGUUAUGCUUACAUCAGGAUCACCAAGUAAAAAGUGUGCAGAUUUCCAGGAAUUUGACAAUUACUGAGCA
Messenger RNA from Microtus ochrogaster (prairie vole), 1003 nucleotides. RefSeq names its product HOATZ cilia and flagella associated protein (gene Hoatz). Lineage: Eukaryota; Metazoa; Chordata; Mammalia; Rodentia; Cricetidae. The record is from RefSeq and is a predicted model, not a curated record. Gene Ontology annotation, biological process: cilium assembly.